Molecule: messenger RNA, 5327 nt
Organism: Hylaeus volcanicus
Lineage: Eukaryota; Metazoa; Arthropoda; Insecta; Hymenoptera; Colletidae
Gene: PKD
Product: serine/threonine-protein kinase D3
Exons: 12
Coding region: 157-2751 (864 amino acids)
Biological process (GO): protein phosphorylation
Molecular function (GO): protein serine/threonine kinase activity; ATP binding
Source: RefSeq, a predicted model, not a curated record
UGUGUCAGGCAUGGAUUUGAUGGUACUCGGUGACACUUGUGGGAUCUGUUAUCACGCUAAUUAUGUUCUGUCGACAUUAAUUUGAUCGGAAAAAAAGCAGCUACCUUGAUAACAGCAUCUUCCGCCGAUUAACUCGAAUAUAAUAAUACAGAUAACAUGGAGGGACCAGAAGUAACAUUCUUAUUUCAAUUUGGUUUGACUCGUGACACUGUUACAGUUAACAGCAGCACGUUAACUCUUAAGGUCCUCAAAGAAUUUGCCUGUGACUUUAUAAAUGCCAAGUGUCCAGAGCACGGUUUAAAUCAUUUGUUCGAACGAUUGCUUUUAUUUAAACAUGAUUAUAAUUCCACUAAUAUUCUACAACUCAUAACUAAUGCAACUGAAGUUGUAGAUGAAACAUUAGUGGAAAUUGUCUUAACUGCACAAGUGCCAAACGAAGAAGUUCCCAUUCGUCCUCAUGCUUUAACAGUUCAUUCAUAUAAAGUUCCAACAUUCUGCGAUUUUUGUGGAGAAAUGUUAUUUGGUCUUGUUCGGCAAGGUUUAAAAUGUGAAGGUACAUAUAUAAUACAAAAUAUAAUGAUUCCAUCGUGUCGGUUAAUUAAAGCGGUAUUGUCUAAUGGACACAAUAAUUUCGAUACAUUUUACUUUUCAGGUUGUGGAAUGAAUUAUCACAAAAGAUGCGUUAUUAAGAUUCCUAAUAAUUGCUCACAUGAUGUCAGUCAGAGAAGGCGUAGUUCAGCAAUGCUGAAUGUACCCAGAUCCCCGAGUCAAGGAUCUACUAGUAGUUUGACCAGCAUUAGCGAUGAUAAUCAUAGUACAAAUAAUACGCCGAAUGUGAGCCAAAAUAAUAGUACUUUGACAAUACCAAGUAUAAUGGCUCCAAAACAGUCCCGCUCUCCUUCGCUAGGCGGAAGACCUGUAUGGGUUGAACGAGAACUUGCAGCACGUAUAAAGAUUCCGCAUACGUUUGUAGUACACACGUAUACUAGACCAACUGUAUGCGGACACUGUAAAAAGUUACUAAGAGGUUUAUUUAAACAAGGCCUACAGUGCAAAGAUUGUCAGUAUAAUGCACACAAGAAGUGUAUUGAAAAAAUACCUAAAGACUGUACAGGAGAAAAUCCACGCGACAAUACAGGUAAUGAAUAUCCAGACAGCGGUGUUGGCAGUGAACCUGAAGGUAAAUGCGAUGGUAGAAACGAAGAAGGUGACGGUGAUAGCGAUGCCGAAUCUCCAUCACCCCCUCAACAUUCCUCAUUCACAAGAGAUGAACCAAAGGCAUCUGAGGAUUAUACUGAUCAAAUUCCAAGCAAUGAUGAUAUUAUUUACGACGAAUUUCAAAAAUCAAGACCAUCGAGUUGCAGUUCCACACCAAGCAAUAAUAUUCCUUUAAUGCGUAUAGUGCAAAGCGUAAAACAUACGAAACGACGUGGUUCGAAAGUGUUAAAGGAGGGUUGGAUGGUACAUUUUACAAAUCGUGAUCCAAUGAGAAAGAAACACUAUUGGCGUCUCGAUACAAAAGCCAUAACGUUGUUUCAAAGUGAAAGUAGUUCCAAGUAUUACAAAGAAAUUCCAUUAGUUGAAAUAUUAUCAAUCGAAACUGCUAAGACAUCCCGUUCGAACACAAUGCAUUGUUUUGAGUUAAAAACUGCCAAUAUUGAUUAUUACGUCGGAGAAGAUACUUCGUAUGGAGAUAAUUGCAGUCAAGUUUCUCCUCCAGAAAGUGGUAUUGGAGCUCAUAUAGCUAGAUCAUGGGAAACUAGUAUUAGACAAGCUCUUAUGCCUGUAACCACUAUAUCAAGCAAUCAGGAACAAUCUACGGAACCAGAGGAAAAUAUUACAGAUAUGUCUCAAUUAUACGAGAUCUUUCCAGAUGAAGUUUUGGGCUCUGGUCAGUUUGGUACUGUGUACGGAGGUGUUCAUCGUAAAAGCGGUCGAGCAGUUGCCAUAAAAGUUAUCGAUAAGUUACGUUUUCCUACGAAGCAAGAAGCACAACUCAAAAAUGAAGUUGCUAUUUUGCAGAAUCUUUCGCAUAGCGGAGUUGUUAAUUUAGAGCGAAUGUUUGAAACUCCCGAACGAAUAUUUGUCGUUAUGGAAAAAUUGAAAGGCGACAUGUUAGAAAUGAUACUGAGCUCGGAACGUGGCCGUCUUAGCGAAAGAGUAACUAAAUUCUUAAUUACGCAAAUAUUGGUAGCGUUGAAACAUUUGCAUAGCAAGAAUAUAGUACAUUGCGACUUAAAGCCAGAAAACGUUUUGCUAAGCAGCGACAGUGAGUUCACACAAGUAAAACUGUGCGAUUUUGGUUUCGCAAGAAUUAUAGGAGAAAAAAGCUUUAGAAGAAGUGUUGUCGGCACUCCAGCAUAUUUAGCACCCGAAGUUUUAAGAAAUAAAGGUUACAAUCGAUCUUUAGAUAUGUGGAGCGUCGGUGUGAUUAUUUACGUGUCUUUAAGCGGUACAUUCCCAUUCAACGAGGAAGAAGACAUUAACGAACAAAUUCAAAAUGCUGCCUUCAUGUAUCCACCUAUUCCUUGGCAAGAGAUAUCUUCCGAUGCAAUUGACUUAAUUAAUAAUUUGUUACAAGUUAAGCAAAGAAAACGUUAUACUGUAGAUAAGAGUUUGCAACAUACGUGGCUUCAAGAUUAUCAAACAUGGUGCGAUUUACAAGAAUUAGAAGCAAAAGUAGGAUAUCGUUAUUUGACUCACGAAAGCGAUGAUGCUCGGUGGCUAGCGUAUAGUAAUCAGCGCACAUGACAGAACUCUCCGCCUAUUUUAAACAUCGAAACAUUGCCAAAUAAUUUGUCGAUACAUAAAGGCUGGGCUCGCAGUGCUCGAGCCACAUUGCGGCGUCUUAUUCGUGCCUGACUUGAACAAGUAUACAAAAGGGAGUACAAUUUUAUCUUUCAUUUCAAAUGUUAGAUUAUCGAUAAUAAUCAACACAUCAUUGGUGAGCGUAUCUUCCAAGAUAUUUUAUAUAGAAAAUAAGAAUCUUACUUAAUUAUAAACAUGUCGAUCAGACUGCAAUAUGUAAGAUAACACACAUUGAGUAAAAAAUUGUAGAAAGAAGCAGCAGCAAUGUUUAUAUAAAAAUGUCAAGAGGAACUUUAAUACCAAACUUGAAUAUGUUUCAAUACUGUGAAAUUUCAUUACAAUUAACAAAUAACAAAAUAUACUUCAGUAUAUGCUACACACAUAAUACAGUAGUAACAUUUACAACAAUUAUUUCUUUUAUUAAGGUAUAAGUAAUUGUUUAAUGCUCUUUUAUUACUUAAAUAUAUUUCUUAACGCAUAAUAACAUUUUAUAAAUAGUAUAUAAGAGCUAAUUUCUUAAUAUAAACGAUACAAAGUAUUUUUCAGCUUGAUAUAGAAUUCAAAUGAUAGCAUGUUUUACAAAUGCACAAAUAUUGCUUAAACUUAGUGGAAGUACGUAAAUCUUUUGGAAUUUCUCUGGAAUUAAUAGUAGGGUUAGAUUAUUAUAGAAGGUACUGGAAGGUACCUUGAAACUCUUAGAUUUUCAUAGAUAAGACUAAUCUAUACAAAGUUGUUUCGCAUAAAAUCAAAGUAACUUUUUCGCAUUUUCUCUAAAAAGUGUCUGAUUUUAGAAUUAAAAGCUUCGAUGUCUAUAAAUCGUGUCUGUUUUCUCAAUAAUAUAAAUUUGCUAGAAGAAUCUAUAAAUAACAAUAAAUUCUGAAUUACUUACACUUGUGUGAUAAAAAAUAUUAAAUAAGAUCAAAGUAUUUAUAAUAUAAAUAAACAGUAGUCUUCUAAUGCUUCCAACUUUAUAUAAUACAAUGAAUUAUGCGAAUAUUCAUCUCUAUGAGAGGAAAAAAAGUUAAUACUUAAAUAAGUGCAUUUCAGAUAAUUGGAAAUUUAUCAUAAAUAUAAUCGCUAUUGUGAUAAAUUGUGUGUUGUAAACUAGUAAGCAAAAAUUGUUGAAUCUCUUCGAUUAUUGCUCGACAAGUUAUUUUAGAUAUAUUGAAUUUUCUAUUUUGUUGUUGACCGACAUUUUUUACGAUAAUUAUUCUAUUAUUUGAAACAAAGAACAUUCCAGAAACGACUUAGAAAAGAUAAACUGAUAUCUGAUGAACUAUAUAUACUCAUGCAUAUUUUUUUAAUGCGUUUAUUCCGUUUAUUAUAUUUGUUUAUGAAAUGAUAAUGAUGAUUGAAAAAUGAUAAUUGUACGAAAUGGUUGUAUAAUAUUUACGUGCACUAUUGCUAUUUGAAGUUAAUAUUUUCCGCAAUGUAGUAUUUUAAAAUCGAAUAAAUAUAUAGUAAGUAACUAGGUAAUUAAAUUUAUCUUGACAAAAUUAGUAAGACGAUAAUUAUAAUAUUAACAUGAUCAUUUUUAAUAUCUUUUAUUAUAGUAAUGUCUUUGCAAUGUCUCUACUUACUAGUAACAGUGAAUUAUAGUGAUAGGAUGAGUUACAUACAUAAUGCGAAAGUAGAAAAUUCAUAUUGAAUACAAACAAUUUAUCUUAAAUUCAAAAAUCAAAUAAAAACAGAUAUAAAAUCUUACGAAGACUGAGUUGCUCUUGAGUAGCGAUAUCUGGCGUUGUAACGAAAAUUAUUAUAUUAAAAUUAUACAUUAGUUAGGUAACUUAAUCUCAAACGUAUAAUUAAUUCGAAAUUUGUAAUCACGAAAUAUUUGAUUAAUUAUUCUAUUUUAUGUUCGAUUUUUUACACAUACCGACACUCGCACAUACACAAAAUUAAUAUAACAAUGAGUGUAACACGGUGUACGAUACGUGGCCUAUAUUAUUUAAACUUUAUCGUAAAAGGAUUAUUUUGGUUGUAUCGUACGUAAUUACAAUGUGCUUAUUAAAGUAUUUAUCUUUACAAUUAUGAAAUAUUGUAUUAGAUACAAUCAUAAAAUUAAAGAGCUAGAUUGGAGCAGUCAAUACUGUUGGUGUGAUAAGUCUAGAUACGAAAACAUGUUAUAUUUUAUAAUAAAUUUUCAAGACAUAUACUUUUAAUUACGCAUAGAAAAAGUUGUGCAAUGUCAAUAGAUAUUAUUAUACUUAAACUGUUGAUGAAAUGCGGUAUCGAUAAUAAUUUGAUACAUAAUAUAUUUUAUAUCUGUGGCAUGCGUUUGCAAGAUUUUCUUUAUAAGAUGUGUUCUAUACAUAUUUGUUUUGUCUAUUACGAAAUUUAUGCAGAAAUAAUUAUUUGUAUAUAUUUUUAAGAUUUCGAUUGCGUAAUAUUUUUUAAAUUUUGGCAUAGACAAUUUUAGAAGAACUAAUGAUGCGUUUUUUUUUUAAACUAAGUUUACGAUAUUCGUAGCUAUAUGAUUAACCGACGAAAAGUACUUAAAAGAAAGACAGUAGUAAAUU